AUGGGCCCCGGCGCGCGGCUGGCGGCGGUGCUGGCGGUGCUGGCGCUCGGGGCCGGGGAGCGUCCCGGGGCUGCGGCGCGGGGAGACACGUUCUCGGCGAUGACCAGCGUGGCGCGCGCCCUGGCGCCCGAGCGCCGGCUGCUGGCGACGCUGCGGCGCUACCUGCGCGGGGAGGAGGCGCGGCUGCGGGACCUGACCAGGUUCUAUGAGAAGGUACUUUCUUUGCAUGAGGACUCAGCUGUCGCUGUGGAGAACCCUCUGCUUGCCUACACGCUCAUCAAACGCCUGCAGUCUGACUGGAAGAAUGUGGUCCACAGCCUGGAGGCCAGUGAAAACAUCCGAGCUCUGAAGGAUGGAUAUGAGAAGGUGGAGCAAGACCUUCCAGCCUUUGAGGACCUCGAGGGAGCAGCCCGGGCCCUGAUGCGGCUGCAGGAUGUGUACAUGCUCAACGUGAAGGGCCUGGCCCGAGGCGUCUUCCAGAGGGUCACGGGCUCCGACGUCACGGACCUGUACAGUCCCAGGCGCUUUUUCUCCCUCACAGCCGAUGACUGCUUCCAAGUAGGCAAGGUGGCCUACGACAUGGGGGAUUACUACCAUGCCAUUCCAUGGCUCGAGGAGGCUGUCAGUCUCUUCCGAGGAUCCUAUGGUGAGUGGAAGACAGAGGAUGAGGCGAGUCUGGAGGAUGCCUUGGAUCACCUGGCUUUUGCCUGUUUCCAGGCAGGAAAUGUGUCACGUGCCCUCAGCCUCUCCCGAGAGUUUCUUCUUUACAGCCCAGAGAAUAAGAGGGUGGCCAGGAAUGUGUUGAAAUAUGAAAGGCUUUUGGCAGAGAGCCCUCACCAGGCAGCGGCUGAGGCUGUCAUCCAGAGGCCCAAUGUACCUCACCUGCAGACCAGAGACGCCUACGAAGAGUUAUGCCAGACCCUGGGUACCCAGCCCGUUCGUUACCAGAUCCCCAGCCUCUACUGCUCCUACGAAACCAACUCCAGCCCCUACCUGCUGCUGCAGCCCAUCCGCAAGGAGGUCGUCCACCUGCAGCCCUCCAUUGUUCUCUACCAUGACUUCGUCAGCGACUCGGAGGCUCAGAAAAUUCGAGAGCUUGCGGAACCGUGGCUCCAGAGGUCAGUGGUGGCAUCAGGGGAAAAGCAGUUACAAGUGGAGUACCGCAUCAGUAAAAGUGCUUGGCUGAAGGACACUGUUGACCCAAUGCUGGUGUCCCUUGACCACCGCAUUGCUGCCCUCACAGGCCUUGAUGUCCAGCCUCCCUAUGCAGAGUAUCUCCAAGUGGUGAAUUAUGGAAUCGGAGGGCACUAUGAACCUCACUUCGACCAUGCUACGUCACCAACCAGUCCCCUAUACAGGAUGAAGUCUGGGAACCGAAUUGCAACAUUUAUGAUCUAUCUGAGCUCGGUGGAAGCCGGAGGAGCCACGGCCUUCAUCUACGCCAACCUCAGCGUGCCUGUGGUGAAGAACGCAGCGCUGUUUUGGUGGAACCUGCGCAGGAAUGGUGAGGGCGACGGUGACACGCUUCACGCUGGCUGUCCUGUCCUGGUGGGAGAUAAGUGGGUGGCCAACAAAUGGAUACAUGAGUACGGGCAGGAAUCCCGCAGACCCUGCACCUCCAGCCCCGAAGACUGAAGCUGGCCAGACCGCAGCUGCGGAGCACCAGGGCCCGCCAGGAACAGGAGCCAAAGCCAGCGUCGCGGAGGGGAGCAGCCAGCCUGUGAGAAGACCUCGCAGCAUCGCCGGGUUCCUUGCAGAUGGAGGCAAGAAAUGGCCUUCCCCAGGCAACCCCUGAGAACUCGCAUUUGUUUCUUCUCCGGCCAGUGGUGUCAGAGUGGAAUGAACAAUACAAAGGAGUCCUGAGAAGAAGUUUCUGGUGUUCAGACAUUGCUGGGAAUCCAGGGUAUAACAGACCUAGGGCUUUUGCAGCUCAGUGACAGAGGACUUGCCUACCAUGUACAAAGCCCUGGGUUGUUUCCUAGUACUGGGGGCGGGGGACCCUAUUUUGGGAAUGGAAUAUGUCACCUAACUUCUGCUAAAACCCAAGCAGGGAGUACCUGACCCAGAGGUGUCCCUCAUACGAAUGGUAUACCAUGUGAUUUUUUUUUAAGUGGAAAGUAAUUUCAUUUGAUUUUUUUAUAUAAAACUCACUCAUUAAAAAUGUUUACAAAUUG
Molecule: messenger RNA, 2174 nt
Organism: Jaculus jaculus (lesser Egyptian jerboa)
Lineage: Eukaryota; Metazoa; Chordata; Mammalia; Rodentia; Dipodidae
Gene: P4ha3
Product: prolyl 4-hydroxylase subunit alpha 3
Exons: 13
Coding region: 1-1635 (544 amino acids)
Biological process (GO): peptidyl-proline hydroxylation to 4-hydroxy-L-proline
Cellular component (GO): endoplasmic reticulum
Molecular function (GO): iron ion binding; protein binding; L-ascorbic acid binding
Source: RefSeq, a predicted model, not a curated record